AAUUCAUCUGGCACACACAGAAGUUAGUUGAUUGCUCGUUCGCCGUCGCGUUAGCUUUGCUAGUAGCUGAAAAAAUAUAUAUUCGCAUUUUUAGGUGUUUUUGUUUGUAAUACAAAUUUACGUUUACAAUUUAGUUAUGUUGUGAGAAGUGAUAAGUUGGAAGAAAUGGAGGUGUGGUCGUAAAACUUGCAUUGAACUAGGACUCUGUUACAAAUUAAUCUUCCCUAGGGCUCGUGUCUGCGUGCAGUACUUCAACACACCGAACAUUUGCGACACAAAUGUUUUUAUUAUUUCGUUAACAACUGAGUGGUGUUAGGUUAAUGCAUAUUUUAAAUAAAUCGAGCUUAACCUAGGCCGCUAAAAUGAGCAAUUGGGCUAGGAGGAUGCACCGGCGGGCAGCCACUUUGAGCAAUGUGGUCACAUCCUGCGGGCACCCAAAUACCCUGCCCUAUCCGCGGCGGCUAGAAAAAGUGAAGUUCGGAGUACCUUUGCACGAAGUUUGUAAAGAUGACAUACCUGGGCCUCUGCUCGUGCUGAUUUUAAAGUUGAACAAGGAGGCACCGCUGCGUCGCGAUGUAUUUCGCGCUCCAGGACACCAGGGUGCUAUGAAGAAGCUUAUUCACUUUCUGCAGACGGGCCGACUCGUGAAUGUUGACAAUUACUCUGUAUAUACGAUUGCUAGUGUUCUCAAAAAGUUCUUGAGGAAAAUACCAGGAGGUGUCUUUGGACGCGAUGGGGAGAUGCAUUUGUUCACUGCUGUAGAGUUCCCGGAAGAGCAGCAGGUCCAUGAAAUACGAAGACUGCUCCUGUCCCUGCCAGUGUGCACGCAAAGGCUGCUAGUGCUGCUGUUUGGCACGUUUCGGGUGAUGGCGUCAAAUGCUGAUAAAGCUGGUACCGGCAUGACAUCCGAGGCGCUUGGCGUGUCCGUGGCUCCAUCCUUUUUCCACUCUUGCGUGUCGGAUGGCAAAACUGCCACUAUGGAGGAUGUACAGAGGUUCAAGGUGGCGACCCGCAUAAUGCGUCAGCUGAUCGAGCAGUUCUCAGCGGGCGAUCUCUUCGCGGACAACUAUGAGUAUUACGCACGAGUGACGGGCCGCAUUCUGCGGGUGAAGGACGAGUGGAUCUGCUCGUUCAGGGACCCGCCGCCGCCGCGACACCGCAUCGACCAGGAGGCCUAUGCUAGACAAUUAUCUCUGGAAGCCGAGAAGACGUGGCUACAAUGCGAAUGUGAUCGUUGGGGCAAUAAAUUCAAUUUAGAAGGUUUAACAAAAUCCGAAGAGUGCCAGUCAAUGCCCGCUUUGAUGGGCGUCGUGGGAGGCAGCGCGGCCGGCGGCGUACUUGGCCUCGGCAUCAUACCAGAACACUCCCUGCUCGACUCGUGCACCAGGCUGUCUAUCUCGCUCGAGGAAAGCGUGUUCAAGGUGUCAGUGAGUUCGUCAUCGCAGUCGUCUCGCAGCAACUCCAGCCCGCACAUGACUCUGGACGAGCUCCGCGCUAUCAACAAGUACGCCGAGAGCACCAAGAGCCUCUCCUACCUCCCACAGGUGCACGAGCGCCAGCGGGCGCGGAUGCGCACGCGCUCGGAGUGGUUCCUGCAGCCGGCGGCGUCGCUGGACGCGGCGCGCGCGCGCACGGGUGGCGAACGUCGCAGCUCGCGUCGGCGCUCCCGGCGCGCUCGUCUGUGCGCGGGCGGCGCCGCGUGCCGCGCGCUCACGCACGCCGACACUGAGGUCCCGCUCGCUCUCCAGCCUCGUAAAAUAACCGCCUGACGAGAAGUCAAACUAGACGUCACCUACCGAGUGCCUACGCCCAAGCGCGCCACCGAACCUGACCUGAGAGUCCUCGUUAACUAUCUAAGUCUUAGGCCUAGCAGUGAUCGGCUGUCGCUUCCUUAAAUACACCACACUAUCUAUCAUCUGAGGUCCCGCUCUCCAGUCUCG
Messenger RNA from Leguminivora glycinivorella, 1940 nucleotides. RefSeq lists its product as uncharacterized. NCBI's taxonomy places the organism in Eukaryota, Metazoa, Arthropoda, Insecta, Lepidoptera, Tortricidae. The record is from RefSeq and is a predicted model, not a curated record. Gene Ontology annotation, biological process: signal transduction. Gene Ontology annotation, molecular function: GTPase activator activity.